AAUAGCACUUACUUCUCCCUCCAGAUCACGAAAACAAGACCGAAAAGAGAGAGAAAAAAGAUGAACGAAAAAAGGAGAAACGUGUACCUGUGUGUAUGUACGUGUGUGCGUAUGUAGGUAUGUCUGUUUGUAAGUAUUUGUUUAUGUGCGUGUGGUUGUGUGUACGUAUACCUACCUGUGAACGUGAUUGCCAUUGAUAUCAGCUGCAUUAGAAACAAUAGUCAAGUUGUGAUUUUCGGAGAACUCGAUGUAUUGGAGGGCACUCCUUAUAUUACUGCUAAGAUAACGCGAGAGUGCAGCAACUUGAACAUCCAGCAGAAUUCCUCAGCCGUGGCAAUAGUACAACGUCUUUUCCCGAAUAUCCUCAAGUGAACACCGAGAUUUGAAGAGGACAGCAUCAUAUAUUAUUUGUUUUAAAUUUGUAUUGUUUCUUUUUUAUUAUUGACAUAAUUGAACUGUCUUUAUACUGCUAGAAUAAUUAUUAUAUCAUCAGAAGAUAGAUAAAGGAAACAAAAAUCUAUUUGGUAUAUUACCAAGUUGUAAUAUUUUUGCAGAUACUUUGCUUUUCCAUGUUAAGGUCCACUUGUAUAGAAAAGCAAGUGCCUAAUGAAGGUUCUGCAAAGUUGUUUCUAUUCUUUGUCAUGAGAACCCAUAGCAUAUUGAAUUUCAUGAGGUUUGUAGCAUAUCAGUUGGACUAUUCACCAAAACUUAUGAUACUGUGCAACAGAGUGGGCCAGCAAAAGUUUGCACACCAAUUUGACGUUGCAUGCCAUCCAUUAGAUGUUUUACUCUUUGGCUUGUCAAGGCAGAGUGACAGAAGGGUUCUCUUGCAGUUGCAAAGUCACAGUUACAUCUCCUAGCAUUGUAAAAGUCUGCAUUCUAGCCAGCGAACCUUCUGAAGAUGAGUGUGAGCGGUGCCAGCAAGACAGACGUUAUCCAGCAUGACCCACAAGAGGCGGAAAAAAGCACCGACUCCCCUCCGUCUCUUCCCUGCCUUGGUGCCGAGAGCAACAAGGACACAGGCACCAAGGAUGAAACUCCGGCGUCAUUGCCUGCUGACCAAAAUGGCCAGGACAGCAGCCAGCAGACUCCAAACGUGGCACCUCAAGAGACGACACAAGAAUGUCCAGCAGUGCCGGCGGCAGUUUGCGAAGCCGAGACAAAAGACAGUGCCAGUGGAGAAGGUGGAAAAGUGGGGGACAAAUCCCAGGAGGGAAGCCAUGACUCUGAGUGUAGAUCCCAAGAGAAAGACACAACUUGUGAGGAUGCCAGAAAAGCCGAGGGAAAGUCCUUGGAAGUAAACAUUGCUGGAGAAAUGGCUUCUGUGUUUGCGGAGGUGAAGAGUGAGUUUAAAACCGCAUUUAAGGAUGUACAUAGUGAACUAUGCUCGGCUGUGCAUGAGAUUAAGGACGAACUUAGUCAAGUACUUAUUUCUUCUACUCAGUCUAUAUCAGGUGCUUCAGACCAAGUGAUAAGAGAGCAAACAGAGAGUAAGACAGACAUUGAAGGUAAUAUUAUAGCCCCAGGGAGUGAUGCCAGACCUCCUGUGGACCACUCUAGUUUUAAGGAAGUGUUAACGACAGAAAAAGAAUUGGUGGUGGGUGAGCAAGAGAAAAAUACAGGUAUAUCUGAGGAACCCCAUGGUUUUGAAGAGAAAGAUGCUGUUGCAAAGGAAGUGAAGCCAGUCCAGCAUCAUGAAGGGGCAAAAAGGAGGUCAGGUUGUGUAAAUAUAGAGGACAGGAUAAAUGAGAACAGUCUUUGCUGCAGUGAGAGUGAUACUUUGUUUCAGAACCCUGAAAGUUUCAAAACAGAGAAUGGUGUGGUCAAAGUUUAUGAUGCAAAGGUUGAGCAACAGCAGUCAAAGGAUGCUAGUGACAGUGAGAAUUUGCAAACAGAAACCCAAGAGGGGAACCAAGAUAAAUUCGGGGACCAAAAAAAUAACAAAGAAUCCGAGAUUCAGAUGACAGACAAGCAAAAGGAGGAGCAGGGCAUCAAAGAUCAACCACUGUCGGCCCCAAGUACUCCAAUACCCCCAGCAGCUGGCCAUCCACGCAAGUCCAUCCGCCUCCAGGGCUGCCGUGGCCGCAGGGUCUCCUUCCCAGAAGAUGACACUCGCCUCAUCUCCAGCUACCUGGAGCCUGUGAACCCAUGGCAGCAGAUGUCUGGCGUCACGGUCGAGGAGAUUGCUGCCGCCUACAGGUCCUCUUGUGAGCGCCAUCGCACGCAGCCCCUGCCAACCGUAGUCCAGCAGAUCAAGGCGCUGCCCUUAGGCGUUGGGGGCCGGGUGGAGUGCCUGAGUCUCCGUGGGCAGAGGCUGGACGGAAGCCAGUGCGAGGGCUUGGAGGAAAUAUUUCGCAGAGUGCAGUUCAAGAUCCUUGACUUGGAAGGCUGUUCCUUAGAUGACGACACUGCCAUUCCCCUAUUUGAUAUGAUUGAGUUCUAUGACUCUGCAACACAGCUAAAUAUUUCUUGCAAUGCAAAGAUUGGCUUCAGGGGUUGGCAGGCUUGCUCCCGCAUGCUAAAGCGAACACCAUCUGUGGAGUAUCUUGAUGCUCGCAACACAAACCUCAAUGAGACCAAUAUGCCCAUCUUAGGGAGAGCACUUCGACUAGGGGCUCGUCUGCACACACUUCACCUAGAAAACUGCAAUUUGACUGGAAGGCCUCUAAUAAUGCUUACUGCAGCCUUAAAGCAUAAUGACACCCUAGCUGAAUUGUACUUAGCAGAGAAUCGGCUUGGUGUCAAUGACUGCAUACAACUUGGAAACCUGGUGCGGGCAAAUAACACGCUCCGUCUCCUUGACCUUCGUAACAAUAAUGUACAAGAUGCAGGUUGUGGUCAUGUUUGUGAGGGCAUUGCAGAACAGCAGAUGCAGCAGAUACAAGAGGGGAAUUCACAGGAAACGGAGAGCUCUAGGGUGAAGGGACUUAAUUCCCUAGUCCUCUGGAACAACCACCUGACUCAGCAGUCAGCAACUCAUCUGGCUAGUAUGCUGAAUGUCACCACAGCGCUUGAGACUCUGAAUCUAGGUCGCAACAACCUCACUAGUGAAGGCAUCUUACGGCUGAAGGAGUCUCUCCUGAGGAACCGUGCCUUGCUGCGGCUGGGUCUCCAAGCUGCCAGGGUUGCAGAUGAGGGAGCAGUUGCACUGGCUGAAUACACGGCAGACAAUACAGCCAUCCAGCACAUUGACCUGCGUGAGAAUCCAAUACGGGUGGCAGGUCUCAUGGCCCUCGCACAUUCGUUGAGGCUUAAUUCUACAAUCAUCCAGAUGGACUUGGACUCUGACCCGAGAACAGAACCAGCUGUUGAAUUAGCCGAACAACACACAAUGUUACAAAAAGAGAUCAAAGAAUAUUGUCAACGAAACCUCACUCGAAGUCAUAUCAGGGCCACAGAGGUGCAGGCCAAAGACAACAGCCAGGACACUUCCAAAAGCCAUUCACCAAAUGAGGGUUUAGCCACAUGCAUAAGGAAGAUAUCUCUUACCUGCGAAACCUCAACGAAAACUACCAUUACAGAGAAGAUUGAAGGCCCUAUCCUAGAGGAGGAAAAACCAAAAUACACAAGUCCAGAGCCAAGCCCUCUGCCCAGUCCUUCUCCCAGCCCUUGUGCGAGUCCCUCCCCUAGCCCGGUUCCCAGUCCACUUAAAAAUAGGUUUCGAGUUAUCAAAGUGCAGGAGACCUCCAAGAGCCCAGUCCAGUCACCUAUAAGUUCCUGCCACGCAGCUGGUCUCUGUAGUUCAGCACCUGCAACUCCUACAGGCAGGAGCAUGUCAUCAGGAGACCUGAGCUCACUGCCCAAGCAGGCUUCUGUUCGACCCAAUAGAUUUAGCAUAGGUGGCCGUUUCACUGUUACUCGUGUGGUUGAAUCUUCAGCACCUUCAGGAACUUGCAGCCUGCCUUCAAGCCAUACAAAAGUUACAACAACACAGUCAGCAUGCACUAUUGCAGUUGCAACUACCGCUGAAAGCCCGAAGAUUGUUAUAUCUUCUCCUGUUAGAGUAGAGAGAGGGUUUAGUGUGGAUGGUAUUACAACCUCAGUUAUACCUAAGCAGGUCUUGCAACAGUCAGAAAAGUUGGCAAGCACUGAUAAUGGGUCCGACCAAAACAAAAACGUUUUUGACUCUGAUGGUCUUCCAGCAGUUCAAGCAGGGUCACAGCCGCCCUCAGGAGUACACGUCCGAUUGAAAUCAGACAGUAGUGAUGGUGAUGAUGUGUUUCUAGAUUCUCCUUGCUUGACCUCAACUAAUGGCAGAUGCUCUGUCGUGUGCAAGAGUGGUUGUGACAGCCGCAGCACGGAUAAGGAUGCCGAUUCAGUGAGUUCGUGUGACCUGACAGACAGCGGCUUCCUUGAUGAGGGCCUGUGUGGCAGGGGUGCUGUCAGCCCCUCCCCCAGCUUGUGCAGCCCCAAUCCAGAAGGCGACAGGGACUCUCUC
This is a messenger RNA of Penaeus indicus, 4438 nucleotides long. Its product is annotated as protein phosphatase 1 regulatory subunit 37-like. Gene Ontology annotation, biological process: regulation of Arp2/3 complex-mediated actin nucleation; cell migration. Gene Ontology annotation, cellular component: lamellipodium; plasma membrane. Lineage: Eukaryota; Metazoa; Arthropoda; Malacostraca; Decapoda; Penaeidae. The record is from RefSeq and is a predicted model, not a curated record. Gene Ontology annotation, molecular function: protein binding. The transcript has 3 exons. The annotation marks the transcript as partial.